GCUUUAAUCUAGGACUGUCUAUUUUUUACGUUGCAAUUUUCGUGAAAGGUCCAGCCAGAAAGGUCAUACUUGCGACUGGAAGUGAAGCAGUGAAGUGAAAAUACAUCCUAACGGGACAUAAUUAUUAAGUUUGGACAACAAAAAUUAUUAUGCCUCAUGAUUUAAAAGAAUUGGGUGUGAGGAAAGCAAUUAUGGCUCCCUUAUCCCCUACCCCAUGCGCGGAGAUCAGCGACGAUGAGCUGGUCUCCAUUUCAGUAAGAGAUCUAAACAGGCAGCUGAAGAUGAGAGGUCUCACAAGGGAUCAGAUUGUAAGGAUGAAACAGCGACGCCGGACACUAAAAAACCGUGGUUAUGCCGCGUCGUGCCGCAUCAAGAGAAUAGAACAGAAAGAUGAACUCGAAACUGAAAAGAGUCAGGAGUGGCACGACAUGGAACUGAUGCAGGAGGAGAACAACAGGAUCCGUGAAGAGAUCGAGGCGCUCCGCAGCAAGUAUGAUGCCCUGAAACGGUUCGCCAUCAUGAAGAGUAUCCCUUUGCCUCCCGAACUCGAUGUGAUGCCCUAAUUUAAAAUAUAGUAUGUACAGGAAAUAUUUGUUAUCGGUGCACAAACCUAAUAACAAAAGAGAUCAAGUCGGAAAAGCUCUAUAAACUAUAUUAUGAUGUACUUACUGUA
This is a messenger RNA of Diatraea saccharalis (sugarcane borer), 673 nucleotides long. NCBI's taxonomy places the organism in Eukaryota, Metazoa, Arthropoda, Insecta, Lepidoptera, Crambidae. The record is from the annotation of a GenBank genome assembly.